AUGAGGUCCGCUUCUAGACUCAAAAAGAACAGGGAGCGACUAGCUUGUACAGCAUGCAGACAAAGGAAGCUCAAGUGUGACCGUGAAAGUCCCUGUGGCAGCUGUAUUCGAAGGAGAGAUGUUCCAUCCUGCUCCUACGACGUUUCAAUCGAUGACAGUCUCCGCCACACACAGGCCCAAGCACGUCUUGAGCAUCUAGAGCAUCUCGUCGGGUUACUCGCCCAACAGCGUUCAACUACCACUAUUGGGGUUCAAUAUGGCACUCCGGCUGAUGAGUUGCUACACGAUUCGGACACUGCGGAACGCACAAUCGCAUCGUCGUCUUCUCGCUCCAACCAGGCUGGAAGCGGUGCAACACAUUGGUCAGCUAUGCUGGAUGACAUACAAGCUCUCAGGUCUACACUUGAUCCUGUUGAGGACAGUGAUAUAGAUGUAGGAUACACAAAUGCUCCUCUGGCAGACGUUGGAAUGGGAAUAGAUGUCAUGUUCGGCGCUGGCCUUUCACAAACCGUCACGAUCGAACAAGUACUCAAUACAUAUCUCCCAUCGCGGAGGAGUACCGACCGCCUCGUAUCCACAUAUUUCCGUGUUCGGUUAUACAUCACGCCAUAUAUACAUUCGGCGCAAUUUCAGAGGCAGUACGAGGCUUUCUGGAGCGAUCCUGGCGCAGCCUCGCCGCUUUGGAUAUCGAUCCUCUUUUCAAUGCUGUUCAUCUCCGCCAACAUAUCCCGAACGGGUAAAGAAAAAGAGAUACCAGGGCAUGGAUUUACAGUUGCUGCCGCCCAGUGUCUUGCUCUGGGCGAUUACUUCCGCCCCAAGGCCUUUUGCUUUGAGGCACUCCUGCUUUAUCUUCAUUCACGCUUCAUCACUUGCUUGGAAAUAUCUCCAGAUAUGGGUGCUCUUCUUAGCGUGCUUGCCCAUAUUGCCAUGAUUUCAGGCUAUCACAGAGAGAGUAGCGUCCCAAGUCUUAGUCCCUUCACAGCAGAGAUGCGACGCAGGGCAUGGAGUUCGUUCAUGCAGCUUGAUCUUCUGGUAUCAUUCCAUCUGGGUGUUCCGUCGAGAAUCACCUUAGCAGUCUCAGACACACGAGCUCCAAGUAAUCUUCUCGACUCUGAUUUUGAUGAACAGAGCGUUCAACUGCCCUCUUCACGACCGGACUCUGAGUUGACUGGUGUAACAUUUUCCAUUCUCAAGCGCAAGUUCAUGAAGAUAUUUGACAAGAUCCUUCAACAUGCGCUGGUAAAUCCUUCACACGAGACAAUAGACGCUCGCAUUGACUCUUUGGAUACCGAACUCAAGCAUUUAUACGAGAGCUUGCCGGAAUUAUAUCGACCUCGGCCAAUCGAGAAUUGUAUAGUCGACCUUCCUCAACUUAUCGUCGCUCGUCUUUGUAUCUCUUCUAUUUACUACAAAAGCCUAUGUGUUCUUCAUCGUCCACAUGUAACAAAACAUCGAGAUAAGAGCAUUCGAGAAUGCUAUUCAGCAUCAUCUGCCCUAGUUACUGACCUCCUACAAGUCUAUGAGGAGUGCAAGCCUGGAGGCCAACUAGCUACUGAGGAGUGGUUCAUGAAGAGUAUCACCUGGCAUGACUUCUUAUUAGGUGUAACCACAUUGUGUCUUGUGGCCCAUGCAACCAACCAAACCAAGGGGGAAUUUCAUAUUGAUCAACUGGGUGUACAGGUUCUGUUGCAAAGGGUCAGAACAAUGAUUCAAACUGAAAAAUCAGAAGAUGGAUCAAGGGCUCGAUCCAGAGCUAUAUCGAUAGUGGAAGCUACAAUUUCUCAUCUAAGAGCGCGACGAAACAGCGAUGGUAUGGAAAUAAUGGCCGAUGUGCAGGCGUCACCAAGUGUGACUGAGGGAUGUAGGUGGGAAUUGGGGGAUGCCCAGCAACACGAAACUAAUUGGGGCCAUCUCAACGAUCUGUUUGAUACCUCUCAUCAUGAGAUAUUCACCACAUCGGAAGUAUAA
Molecule: messenger RNA, 1968 nt
Organism: Fusarium verticillioides 7600
Lineage: Eukaryota; Fungi; Ascomycota; Sordariomycetes; Hypocreales; Nectriaceae
Exons: 1
Coding region: 1-1968 (655 amino acids)
Biological process (GO): DNA-templated transcription; regulation of DNA-templated transcription
Cellular component (GO): nucleus
Molecular function (GO): DNA binding; DNA-binding transcription factor activity, RNA polymerase II-specific; zinc ion binding
Source: RefSeq, a predicted model, not a curated record